Molecule: messenger RNA, 1277 nt
Organism: Impatiens glandulifera
Lineage: Eukaryota; Viridiplantae; Streptophyta; Magnoliopsida; Ericales; Balsaminaceae
Product: B-box zinc finger protein 21-like
Exons: 3
Coding region: 52-969 (305 amino acids)
Biological process (GO): regulation of DNA-templated transcription; photomorphogenesis
Cellular component (GO): nucleus
Molecular function (GO): zinc ion binding
Source: RefSeq, a predicted model, not a curated record
UUUGUCUUUCUCUCUCUACUGUAUCUUGUUUCUCUCUCUAUAAUAUAAAAAAUGAAGAUUAUGUGCGAUGUAUGUCAGAAGUCAGGGGCGUCGGUUUUCUGCGCCGCCGACGAGGCAGCUCUCUGCGACGCCUGCGAUUACACCGUCCAUCACGCCAAUAAGUUGGCCGGAAAACACCACCGUUUCUCUCUCCUCCCUCCUUCUCCAAACCAAAUUCCUCUCUGCGACAUCUGCCAGGAGAAAAAAGCAUUCUUGUUCUGCCAACAGGACAGGGCAAUUCUAUGUAGAAACUGCGAUUCUUCAAUUCACAAAGCCAACGAACAUACCCAGAAACACAACCGGUUUCUUCUCACCGGAAUCAAGCUCUCCGCCGAUUCAUCCCUCUACGUUCCGUCUACUGCCACCGCCGUCGCCGGCGGCUCUGUUUCUAUCUGUCAUGAUCAUAAUCCUAUUAAAAAAUCAAAGUCUCAGAAACCUGUCAUCGUCAUGAACAAUCCUGUCCCUGUUCCUGUCCCUGUUCCUGUUCCGACCGUAAUUCCGGUAAUGGGUGACCGGAGCAGCAGUAUGUCGGAGUAUCUAAUGGAAAUGCUUCCUGGGUGGCCAGUUGAAGACCUUCUAGAUUCAUCUUCUCCCUCUGACGAUUUCUGUAAGACUAUUGAGCCACUUUGGGAUGAAGACAUAAUGGAAAACCAGAAUCCAUUCUUAUCAUAUGAUAAAACAGGGAUUUGGGUACCUCAAUCUCCUGUUUUUUCACCACCCACACUAAUUUCUCCAUAUAGUAACCAACAGCAGCAGCAAAAUCCACAUUCAAACAUGAUGAUGGCGGUGGGGAUGAAGAACCAGAAAGAAGGACCACAAAACAAGUUGAUGGGGAAGAUGAAGAAAAGAGAUGAAGGAUACUUUAUUGUUCCAGAAAUCAGCUCUCAAUCAAAUACUGGUUUUAAGAGAUUCAGAACUAAUUUAUGGUAGUGGGGGACUCCUUCAUUAAAUGACACUUAUUUCAAUUGUGUUUUAUCAAUCGAUUUUGAAUACAUAGCCUAAGAGAAGGUGAUGGCUAAAUAUUAAUCCUGUUGAAGAGAUUAACAUGUUAUCAAAAUUUUGUGGUGAUUGAUCGGUUGGAUCACAAGUUGAAGGUGUUUGAAAGUUAUCAGAUUUUAUUAUGUAUGUUAUAUUGUCACAACUUUUAUGUCGAAUGUAGAUCCAUCGAACACGCAACAAUCAUCGUGUCAUUUGGUCGAAAACUCUUUCGACACAAAAUGAGCAUGCAUCAGUUGUGU